ACAGACCGCCGCUAUAAAUGCCCCUUGCUUGUCUGCAGAUUUUACAUGUGACUUUCGCCCAGACAGCUAGAUUUACAAUGAAUGUCCUUGCGGUAGUCACGCUUCUUGCUAUCAGCACCAGUGCUUGGGCAGCGUCAUACACGUGUCACGGAGACGUCAGGCGUCUACAUCCUACCGGGGAACACAAUGGAGGUGUCGCUGCAUCCAAUCGGGACGUAGACUACGAUUACAAUGAUCUCCGUGACAAAAAAUCAUGCUACGACCAGGCAGGCGCGGCCUACUGUAUUCAACCAGCGGUGAUUGCUGCCUUGGCCAGCCGAGAAUCACGUGGAGGGCGUCUAUUACAUUCAACAGGAGGAUGGGGCGACCAUCACCAUGCCUAUGGUAUAUUACAGUGUGACAUCCGCUACCAUUCCUGUACACAACAUGCGUGGAACAGCUGUGCACACAUCUCACAGAUGGUUCACGAAGUUUUGGUUCCCUAUAUCAAUCAGGUGGCUCGUAAACAUCCCACGUGGUCCUCGGAACAACAGCUCCAAGGUGGCAUCGCAGCCUAUAACUCAGGAGUUGGAAACGUCCAGACAUGGACCCAUCUUGAUCUUGGCACAACCGGAAAUGACUACAGCAAUGACGUAGUAGCGCGUGCUCAACGUCUUAUCAACCACCAUGGAUGGCAUUAACGUGGAAAAUCGCUGUCAUUAGUAUGAUGUUGAAUAAAUGAAUUUUGUUUUUAUUAG
This is a messenger RNA of Pecten maximus, 737 nucleotides long. RefSeq names its product glycine, glutamate and proline-rich protein-like. The record is from RefSeq and is a predicted model, not a curated record. NCBI's taxonomy places the organism in Eukaryota, Metazoa, Mollusca, Bivalvia, Pectinida, Pectinidae. The transcript has 6 exons. The coding region runs from base 18 to 680 and encodes 220 amino acids. Gene Ontology annotation, molecular function: lysozyme activity. Gene Ontology annotation, biological process: peptidoglycan catabolic process.